AUGUCAACUACUGCUUCUCGUUAUGCGGAUUAUAGUUCGGCAUGUCCACGCUGUCAACAAAUCAUAAAUACAAUUGAUAUUACAUUUCAACAAGGUAUAUUUAUUUAUGAUUUAACAUUUAUUCAACAAGAACUUGAAUCUGUACUUGUUGCUGCUUUACAACGACAAAAGCAACUUUUACAAUCCGAUGGAGAAAAUUUAACAUUACCAUUAUCAUCCAUGAUACAAUUAACAAAUGGUAAAAAACCACGUGAUUUUAAAGCUGAACGUGAACGUAAACGUAAAGCAUUUAGUGGACAAAUAUCACGAAAAAGACGUCGAAGAAAAAAACCAUCAAAUAUACAUUUAUUAAAACCAAUUAAACGUGAACGUAAUCAAAAUAAUCUUUUAACAAUAAAACAAAAUUUUUUACAUAGAAAAUCAAAUGAAAAUUCAACACGUCCAAUACGUUCAUAUCGUCCAAUAAAUUUUACAUAUCCAUUUUAUUAUGAAACAAAUUAUCGUAAUACUAAUCAUAAUAUAUCAACAAAUAAAUUACAAUUAAAUAAUAUGUCAUAUCCAGAUCAAUUUUGGAUUAAAAUUAUAACACAUCAACAUGAAUUCAUUAAAAAUGAUGAUUGGAAUUAUAUUGAAAAAUUAAUUAAUAUUGAUCAAUCAUUAUUUAAUAAUAUAAAUGAUGAAAAAAUUUAUAAUCAAUAUAAAGAAAUAAUUAAUUCAAAUGAAUAUCUUUUAACAAAAGAUAAAUAUUUACAUCCAGAAUUAGAAUAUUCAAUUGUAUUAAAACAAAAUUUACAUUUAUAUAAUUUAGUUGAAAAUAUAUUAAAUAAUAAUCAACAUAAAUUUAAUUCAACAUUAAAUAAUCAUCGAUUAAAACGAAAAUAUUCUUCAAUAUCAAAUAAUCAUAAUUCAAUAGAUAUUGAUGAUUCGAUAUUAAAUUUCCUUCGACGUGAUAAUAAGUAA
Messenger RNA from Rotaria sp. Silwood2, 960 nucleotides. The record is from the annotation of a GenBank genome assembly. Lineage: Eukaryota; Metazoa; Rotifera; Eurotatoria; Philodinida; Philodinidae.